AGCUCAUAUAAGUACAGAAAGCCAAAACAAGAAAAAGCAAUGGAGAAGAACAUUAAUGAAGAGAAGAAGCAUUUUGUUCUAGUUCAUGGUGCUUGCCAUGGAGCUUGGUGUUGGUUUAAGCUUGAAAGUUUGCUAACUUCAGUAGGUCACACUGUAACAUCACUGGAUCUUGCAGCUUCAGGGAUCAACCCAAAGCAAGUGGAAGAUCUCCAAUCCAUUGCUGAUUAUUUUGAACCCUUAAUGGUUUUCAUGGCUUCUCUCCCUCAAGAUGAGAAGGUGAUUCUAGUUGGGCACAGCUAUAAUGGGUUGAGCAUUUCUGUUGCUAUGGAGAGGUUCCCUGAGAAAAUAUCUGUAGCUGUUUUCAUCUCUGCUACUAAGCCCAGUCCUACCAUUACUGUAGUCGACAUACAGAAAGAGGUAUGUAUGUAUAGGAUUUUGAUUUAG
Telopea speciosissima is the source of this 444-nucleotide messenger RNA. RefSeq names its product polyneuridine-aldehyde esterase-like. NCBI's taxonomy places the organism in Eukaryota, Viridiplantae, Streptophyta, Magnoliopsida, Proteales, Proteaceae. The transcript has a single exon. Gene Ontology annotation, molecular function: methyl salicylate esterase activity; methyl jasmonate esterase activity; methyl indole-3-acetate esterase activity. The record is from RefSeq and is a predicted model, not a curated record. Gene Ontology annotation, biological process: jasmonic acid metabolic process; salicylic acid metabolic process. Bases 40 to 444 code for a protein of 134 amino acids.